CUUUGAAACGUCACUGAAGCUCUUGGGUCGCCGCCUGGGUCACAUGACAGGGGUGCAUUCCGCAGCGACAGAGGCAGUGAUGUCCCAAACAGAGAUGUCUAAAAUCAAUUCACGUGACAGAACCGAAGAUCCCUCUCAGCUCGGGGUUCCCCUUAAACAGGAAGUCACGCGUGCAGGAAGUGACACGGAGCGGGAGCGGGCGGAGCCUCCAGACGCCAGGACCAGUCAGAGGAGGGUGUAUCACCUCACUAUCUGUGGCGACUGUGGUAAGACUUUCUCUCUCCCGUGGAACUUCAAAGCGCACCAGCGCGUCCACACGGGAGAGAAGCCCUACAGCUGCCGGCUCUGCGGACGCCGCUUCAGCCAGCUCAGCAACCAGCGCUCCCACGAGAGGACUCACCGGGACCCGGGGCCGGGCCGGGCCGUGGCGCUGCUGAGGAUCCCGCCUCGGCCCGCAUCGCAGCAGCACCGGGACCCGGCCGUGUACCCCUGCCGGGAGUGCGGGCGCAGCUUCGUGGGCUUCGGGAGGGUGCCGGGGCACCAGUGCGCCGCAAAGGAGCAGAGUCAGGACCCCCCUAACGAGACGCCUGCCGGACCUGAAUCUGGGGGUCCCCCCUCCCAGUACGCAGCGGACCCCUCGGAGUUGGGGGCAGUCGUCAUCAAACAGGAGGAGGAGGAGGAGUCGUUGUCGGGGGACGGCGAGGUGGAGAGGAGAGAGGAGGGAUCCGAUCACACCCAGACCUGUAGUACCCACACUGACCAGAGCGGGAGCCCUGUACCCCGCCCAGCCAGCACGACAGCUGUCUCCGCGUCUCCCAAGCCCUUCGUUUGCCCCGACUGUGGUAAGACUUUCUCUCUCCCGUGGAACUUCAAAGCGCACCAGCGCGUCCACACGGGAGAGAAGCCCUACAGCUGCCGGCUCUGCGGACGCCGCUUCAGCCAGCUCAGCAACCAGCGCUCCCACGAGAGGACUCACCGGGACCCGGGGCCGGGCCGGGCCGUGGCGCUGCUGAGGAUCGCGCCGGGGCCCCCAGCCUCGUUCCCAUGCCAGCUCUGCGGACAGAUCUUCGUGGGGUUCGGGGGUGUGCCGGGGCACCGCUGUGCGGGUGGCGAGGAGUCGUCUCCCCGUGAUUCUAACCCUGCUCAAACUCCUGGCUCCUGAUCAUUUCAAUAAUAAUAAUAAUACUAGACUUCAUUGAGGGGAGCUCUGAACCCCAGGACUGGGUGCAGCAGCAGCAGCAGGGCUAGAAUGAGUUUCUAACCCUGCUCAAACUCCAGGCUCCUGAUUAUUUCAAUAUUAAUAAUAAUAAUAACAGACUUCAUUGAGGGGAGCUCUGAACCCCAGGACUGGGUGCAGCAGGGUUAGUAAAUGUUUCUAAGUCUGGCUAAAGCCUAUACAAGGGAGGGGGUAAGUUGGCUGUGAUUUGCCCCUGGGGGCGAAUACAGACCAGGGAGGUAAAUCUGUUUCAAAUGAUAUUGUGACACACUACUGAGUGAUGAUGAUGAUGAUUAUGAUGAUGAUUAUUAUUAUUAUGAUUAUGUUUUUUUUACGGAUCUCAUUUAAGGAGAUAUGUUCUGAAUUGUUUAAUUGAGGUUUUAAACCUGCUUUCCUCUCUACAUGAUGUACUUGUGAUGUAAACCCGCGUGCGGUACGUUCUCGAGUGACGUGGUUAUUUCGCUCGUGUGGGAACAUGCAGGAAUCUACACAAACACAUUAAAAAUAAAGACCAUGUGACCGGAUAUCAGGCAGCUCAAGGAUCGUUUCUGUCGGUUUUUUAAAAAAAACAUCUUUGCGAAACCGAUUCAAACACGUGUGCAGUUUGAGUGAAGCUACACUGACAAAGACACUCGAGUCGAUCAGCUGAUCGAAAAAGUAAAAAUUGUAAAAAAAAACCAAACAAACAAAAACUAUACUAGACACACACAGGAAGAGGAUCUGCUUGGCACGCAUUAUAAACACUUACAAAAAAAGUGUCGUGUGUCCAGCACGGUCGAGAACAAGCAUUGAACCCCAAAUGCAAACAUACAGACAGGCCGCUCUGGGAUUGUUCAAACAAGAACAUAAGAGAAUAAGAAAGUUUACAAACGAGAGGAGGCCCCAUUCAGCCCAUCUUGCUGGUUUGGUUGUUAGUAGCUUAUUGAUCCCAGAAUCUCAUCAGCAGCUUCUUGAAGGAUCCCAGGGUGUCAGCUUCAACAACAUUACUGGGGAGUUGGUUCCAGAGCCUCACAAUUCUCUGUGUAAAAAAGUGCCUCCUAUUUUCUGUUCUGAAUGCCCUUGUAUCUAAUCUCCACUUGUGACCCCCUGGUCCUUGUUUCUUUUUUCAGGUCAAAG
Molecule: messenger RNA, 2332 nt
Organism: Acipenser ruthenus (sterlet)
Lineage: Eukaryota; Metazoa; Chordata; Actinopteri; Acipenseriformes; Acipenseridae
Product: zinc finger protein CKR1-like
Exons: 5
Coding region: 44-1162 (372 amino acids)
Biological process (GO): regulation of transcription by RNA polymerase II
Molecular function (GO): RNA polymerase II cis-regulatory region sequence-specific DNA binding; DNA-binding transcription factor activity
Source: RefSeq, a predicted model, not a curated record